GUGUGCGUGCACGUAUGCAUGUGUGUCUGUCACAUUGUCAGAUCAUAUUAGGGCCAGGGCUGUCUGGGUCAUGUCACUUUGACUGACCUAUAUAAGUCCUGCUGUGAUCAGAAUACACACAAGAUUACAGAAUUGAAGAUUGCUCUGCAGUGCUCCUACUUGUUACUUACCUGCUACCUAACUUCCUGUGUAGGCCUCAUGUCCCUCACCCAACAAUUAGGGUCUACAAUAUAAAGCUUUAAAGACUCUUUCCUAUUACAUUCCGCAAUCAAACCCCACAUCUCCAGUUUGGCCUUCUCUUCUGCUCAUGAACACCUUCCCUUCCUUCUCCGCAACUCCUCCCAGCACACCAACUACCCAGUCAGUGUGUAAGCCCUGCCUACGGGCCCCGUGGAGGAUGAACAAUGUGCCCACACUUGACUACGAGUUGCUGCUGUCCCCAGCCAGCUCUUCCCUCGCCGGCAGCCCUGGUGGUGGCAGCAGCAGCCCCCCUCUCGCCUUGGUUGGGGUGGACAAUGAGCAGCGCACCGCCUUAGCCUUUGUAGGCCUCCUUAUGCUCUUCCUAGUCUUCCUGCUGGUCAGGUGCUUCAGGAUCCUGCUGGACCCCUACAGUCGCAUGCCUGCAUCAUCCUGGACUGACCACAAGGAGGGAUUUGAGAGGGGUCAGUUUGAUUAUGCACUGGUGUAGGGUAACAUGUCAAAAAGGUGUGGAAAGUGGGAUGUUUCAUUGCACAGA
Messenger RNA from Scomber japonicus (chub mackerel), 736 nucleotides. Its product is annotated as cortexin-1-like. The record is from RefSeq and is a predicted model, not a curated record. The transcript has a single exon. Bases 308 to 688 code for a protein of 126 amino acids. Lineage: Eukaryota; Metazoa; Chordata; Actinopteri; Scombriformes; Scombridae.